This is a messenger RNA of Choloepus didactylus (southern two-toed sloth), 6406 nucleotides long. It is a transcript of the gene ZNF875, whose product is annotated as zinc finger protein 875. Gene Ontology annotation, cellular component: nucleus. Gene Ontology annotation, biological process: regulation of transcription by RNA polymerase II. Gene Ontology annotation, molecular function: RNA polymerase II cis-regulatory region sequence-specific DNA binding; zinc ion binding; DNA-binding transcription activator activity, RNA polymerase II-specific. The coding region runs from base 337 to 2274 and encodes 645 amino acids. Lineage: Eukaryota; Metazoa; Chordata; Mammalia; Pilosa; Megalonychidae. The record is from RefSeq and is a predicted model, not a curated record. The transcript is spliced from 5 exons.
CUAACAAUGGGCUCCAGGUCUUGGGUGUUUGAGGGGUGCAGAAAGGGUGACCCUACCUUGGAGAAGCCAACUACCCCUCCGCUUCUCUGCUUCAAAGACUACAAGCUCCAGAUGCCCCUGCGCCCGCCGUCGUCCUUCCUGCUGGGUUGACGCAGCAGAGCGCUCUCGGUUGGUGGGUCCGGCCGGGGUUAGGCCUCCCUGCUGGUGUCUUUCCUACCCCGCAGCACUUCGCUCUCUGGGCUUCAGCCUCGGGAUCGACAACGUGCACCCCCUGUGUUCCAUCUGUCUUCUGAGACUUUACCCUUCUUCAGGGAGAGCACUCAGGAGACCAGGAAAAUGGCCACGCGGCUCCUGAGAGCCAGAAAAGAGGCAUCUGUGACAUUCAGAGAUGUGGCUGUGGAUUUCACCCAGGAGGAGUGGAGGUUGCUGAGACCUGCUCAGAGAACUCUGUACAGAGACGUGAUGAUGGAGACAUACAACCACCUGGUCUCACUGGGAAUUCCAUUUUCCAAACCAAAGCUCAUUACUCAGCUGGAGCAAGGGGUAGAACCCUGGAGAGAAGAGAGAAAACAUCUACUGGGCAUCUGUCCAGGAUCAAAGCAAGAAAUUCAGCUGUGUCCCUCCUGCCCUCUGGCAUUCCCCAGUGAGCAAGCCCUCAGCCAGCAUGUGUGGCUCAAUCAUCUCCCUCAGAUAUUUUCAAGUUUAUGUGCAGAAAAUCAUCUCCAUCCAGGAAAGCAAUAUCCAGGAGAUCAGAAACAGCAGCAGAAACUACUCUUUGACAAAAGCUGCUCAAGUGACAAAGCAGAAGUUCAAAGGAGAGAAGACUCCAAACACUUGUUUGGGAGAUUAAGGAAGAGUAAUAUUUCAAAGGCAUUCUCCAGCUCCCGUGAAGAGGAGCCAGUAAGGUCCAAGGAAGACAUCACAUUGCUGGACGUAGGGCCUGGCCCAGAACAGAGGACAGAUCUUAAAGAAACAGACAAAGUUUUUAAUGAUUUAGAAAUCUCUGGAUUUGGAGCAAUGAAAUGUGGAGGAGAAUUUGGGCUGGGCUUUAUCAAGAAGUCAAACGUACUCAGCCUUCAGAAGACACACAUUGGAGAGACAGCUUAUAUGUACAGUGAGUGGGAAAGAGGCUUUAGCAGUAUGUCAAUCCUCAUCAAAAACCAGAGGACACAUUCUGAGGAAAAGCCUUAUGUGUGCAGGGAGUGUGGACGGGGCUUUAACUGGAAGUCAAACCUCACUGCACACCAGAGGACACACUCAGGGGAGAAACCUUAUGUGUGCAAGGAGUGUGGAAGAGGCUUUACUUGGAAGUCAAAUCUCUUUACACAUCAGAGGAUACACUCAGGGGUCAAACCUUAUAUAUGCAAGGAAUGUGGGCAGAGCUUUAGCCUGAAGUCAAACCUCAUCACACACCAGAGGGCACACUCUGGGGAGAAGCCUUUUGUUUGCAGGGAAUGUGGACAUGGCUUUCGCCAGAAUUCACACCUCAUCAGACAUCUGAGGACACAUUCAGGAGAGAAGCCUUAUGUUUGCAGAGAGUGUGAGCAAGACUUUAGUCAGAAGUCACACCUUAUCAGACACCUAAGGACACACACAGGAGAAAAGCCUUAUGUAUGCACAGAAUGUGGGCGUCAUUUUAGCUGGAAAUCAAACCUCAAGACACACCAGAGGACACACGCAGGGAUUAAGCCUUAUGUGUGCCUGGAGUGUGGGCAGUGCUUUAGCCUGAAGUCAAACCUCAACAAACAUCAGAGGUCACACUCAGGGGAGAAGCCGUUUAAAUGUAGGGAGUGUGGGCAAGGCUUUACCCGGAAAUCAACCCUCAUUUCACACCAGAGAACACACUCAGGAGAGAAGCCGUUUGUAUGCAGGGAGUGUGGGCGAGGCUUUAAUGAUAAGUCAACCCUCAUCUCACACCAGAGGACACACUCAGGGGAAAAACCUUUCAUAUGCAAGGAGUGUGGUAGAAGGUUUAGUCAGAAGCCAAACCUUUUCAGGCACAAAAGGGCACACUCAGGUGAUAUGCUCUUUGUGUGCAGGGACUGUGGACAAGGCUUUUGUGAUAAGUUAACUCUUAUUACACACCAGAGGGCGCAUUCAGGGAGUAAGCCUCAUGUGUGCAGGGAAUGUAGGCAAGGUUUUAGCCGGCAGUCACAUCUCAUCAGACACCAGAGGACACACUCAGGGGAGAAGCCUUAUGUAUGCAGGAAGUGUGGGAGAGGCUUUAGUCGGAAGUCAAACCUCAUCAGACAUCAGAGGACACACUCAGGAUAGAAAGCUUUGUGUACGAAUAUAGUGAAGCCUUUAGCCAGAAGUCACAUUUAAUUGGAUACCAGAAUACACACAUAGGGCAGAGAGUCUUUUUUUAGGGAGUUGGGCUGUAGCUUUAGUAGUAAGUUGGCCAUCGCCAGACACCAAACCAGAGGCGUCUUAUAUGUGGCAGGAGUGUGCAUGAAGCUGUAGCAGAGUCGGAAACCAUGGUUCACCUGAAGGGGCUUCACUGGCCCAUUUCUAGGAGCUCUGGCUUUCCCUGGCUGGUAUGGUGAGUUGUAGAAGGUCACUCAGGUAACUUGAUGGAGGGAGUACUUUUAAAUAGGUUGAAAUUAGGGAAUAGAGAUGAUUCCAGAUUCCAGUGUCAUUUCCCAUGUAUAUUUAAACACUCCUUCCAUAGUUAACCUAGAUGUUACAGAAAUGACUGCUAGAACUUGUCUCUUUUGAUGUCCAUCUCACCUUCUAUCUGAGAAAGACACUUAGCAGACAACCUCAGAGAGAGUUUGAGGAAUGGUGAAUUCAUGGGGACAGGGUUAGUGCAAGGAUAGAAGAGGAUUUUAUUAUGCAGAGGGCUGACAAGUGAGAAAGAUCAAAAUGUGCUUGCUCUAGGUUUUGGGAAGUGUCCAUCUUUUGAAAUACCCUAGCUUUGCUCACUUCCUGGGCUUCUCUCCUCUUCCCAGGUUGAGUCUGUACUGAAGAUAUUUUUAUUGACUGGUGUAUUUGGACUAGAAAUAUAUUCUGUGCUUUUAUGAAGAAAACAUAUAAACACAUGCAGAAAUAGAAAACUAAAUCACUUUCUAUUCUCCCUUGAAUUACCAUCCAACAUCUCAGAGGUAAUUCUUUUGUUUGAAUCUAUCCAACCGCUGUAAAAUAUAUCAUACUUCUGGUCGGGAAUUCUCUCUUUUUGAAAAUCACAGUGUUACACAGAUUAAUUUAUAAAUCCCAUUUUUUUUUCAUGGAACUUAACUAAAUAAUUCUGAAUUUUAUUUGGAAAAUAAAAUUUCCAAGAAUGCGCAAGACAAUAUAGAAACUUUCUAAUGACAUAUGUCUUUUUGUCCUGAUAAAGGCAUUUAGAAUAGUUCUCAGAAUCAUCUAACAAAUAGAAAACAAACCCAUCUAUAGAUGAGCAUUUAGAAAAUGUAAUGAAUCAGUAUUUUAAAUUAGGGAGAAAAUGGUAAGUACAAAACACAAUGUUUGGAAUACUGGUUAUCACUUUAGGGAAAAUUUAGGUUCCUAAAGUCUCAUUAUACAAAGGAGUUAGUAUUUAGGGAGUUAAGACAACCCCAGUUGGUAUGAAGUGUAGGAGCCUUAAUCUGUGUUCAACUUCUAAGUAAACUUGAGUAGAGUGAGCAGAACCUUGUGAAAAAUUAUCACAUAUUAGCCUAGAUGGAGCAGUUGGCAUGGCCUGCCCUUCUUACCCCUCCUCCAUGGCAAUUCCUAGGCUAAUUUUUAUACUCCUACUCAAAAGAAAAAUACCUUUUGAGUUUUCAUCCCACUGAAUUUUAGAAUUUCAUAAUUCUUUCUCAUUAAAUCAUGGCACAAAAAUAAGGUUUCCAAAAAUUAAGUACUUCUCUUAACUGUUUAUUAACUUUUAGAAAGAGUUAACAUAAUUUUCUCAGUUUUCAACUAAAAUAUUUUGCCUUAAAUUGUUUAAAACUUUAAACAAGAAAAAUUAGAACAGAACUGCUACAUAGAAACUCAAAUAGAUUCAAACAGAUACAAACCCUAGGAGACAGUUUCUAUAGGACAGGAACCAAACAGAACUGGAAAUGUUCUGAGAAAGGGAGAGAAAGACGCACUAUCCCUUGGCCCAGUGUCACCAAACUGUACUAGUAGUUACUGUAUUUUUCAUCACCAUACACUUGCAGUAAAAAAUGCCAAUUUUGCUUAAGACUGUUUUACUUAAAGCAGUAAAAAUUAAUUUUAUUAAAUCUUGACCCUUAAGGACAUAUUUUAAAAAUUAAACUUCUAAUUUUAAGAUUAUUGUAGAUCACAUGCAGUUGUAAGAAAUAAUAUAGAGAUCCCAUCUACCUUUACCCUCUUUACUCCAAUGAGUAAAACAUCUUGCAAAACUGAUGUUGCUCUUUAAGAGUGUACAUCAUUUUCAUAUCUUUUUUUUUUCAUUUUCAUAUCUUUUUAACAUUCUACAUGAUGAAAUGGGAAAUGCACAUAAAGCCAGUCUGCACACUGAUGUAUGAUAGGCUGUUUCAAGAAAAUGCAUUUCUGUGAUUGAGUUGUGGGCUAAAUAGGCACUUUUUUAUGGGCACAGUUUUUAUUUGAAACCAAUAAACUAUGGUUAUUCAUACUUAAGUAUUUGGUAGACAUUUUCUUUAAAAUGAAUGAAGUGACUUAAAAAAACAGUAGUUUUUGCUAAUUUGACUUUCAAGAACAAUAUUUGAAUUUUGGGAAACAAGUAUCUGCCACUGUGAGCUUGAGAGCUUCUCAAUACUUCAUCUGUUGUCAUCACAAAGGAUGAAGAAUGGUGGUGAUAUCAAUGAGUGUGAUUUUGUAAUUCCAUAUAAUGAAAUGUAUCAACACUUGGAAGAUCUGCCUAACUCCUUGAACCUUAAUUUUCCAAAUGAUCUAUGUAUGAUGCUGCAAAAUGCUGCAUGGAUAAAAAAUCUUAAAGUAUGUGAAAAACAAAGGGAUUUUAGCUUAACAGAUCAGGUUCAGAUUCUACAUUGCAAGUAACCUUUGAGAAAUUACCACUUGUUGACUUCGGGCAUAGUUUCAAAGAAUAGUAUCCACAAUUAUCUGAAAAGACACUUCUCUGUGUGAGGCCAGAUUCUUUUCAUGUAUCUCAACCAAAAUAACAUAUGGCAACAGAUCAAAUGCAGGAAUAUAUAUACUAGCUGUCUAUUAUGAAAUAGAUACAUUUAUGUAAAAUACAAAAUAUAAUAGCCUUCUAAGUUUUUUGUGGAAAAUAUUCAAAUCUGAGUGAAAGUGAAACAGUUAACUUUUCACCUUUAAAUCUGUUAUUUCCAGAAGUGUAUGGUAUAUAUCACACAGUGAGCAGUACUUGACACACAAACCAGAAAAAAAGCUGUAUGUCAUAAUAUCUAACAUAUUAUUAACAUAUAUGCUUUAGUAUUAUUUAACUAGGCAUAGAAUAAAAUUACCAAAUAAACCCAAAAAAUGCAAAUAAAACACUUGUUCAGUCUCAAUGACACAUGUAAACCUACAGUCUGACAUAUGUUGUUUCAUCUAGACAAACUGCAGGAACCUUGGGGCAUAUUCAUUUCUAGAACUAAAUUACAUAAUUACUAAAUCUCUAUGCUGUGGCUCUGUCUUCCUUUUACUGUAUGUCACUUUCUUUCUUAAUAUUCUUACCAAUUCUUUUCUGUUUUUUAUCAAAGCCACUUUGCACUUUUAAUCAUCUUUUCAGUUUGUCUUAUUUUGUAUUUCAUUAAUUUCUGUUUAUAACUAUUAGUAUCAGUCUAAUUUCUUUAAAUUUAUUUUAUUGCUUUUUCAGUUGUUUAAUCAUAGUUCAAUUUAUUUAUCUUCCUCUUUUGUACUUUUCUUCUGGAAAGCAGUAUAUCUCUAAAUGGCCUAUAAUUUCCAUUCCUAUUUUCUCUUUAGGCCAGUAAUCACUAUUAGUGAGUACUUAUAAACAGCUAGAUGUAUUUACUCAUUUUUUCAGUCCCCUAGCAUUUAAUUUUAUUUUAUAGUAUUGUUGCCAGUUAAUGUUUUUUGUGAUUUCUCUCAUUUUUAAUUCAUAAAGUUGUUUUCAAAUCUGAACAAGCUCUGAAUAUUGUGUAUUUUUUUAAAAAAACUUUCUAUUGUAGUAACAAAUACACAACACAAAAUUUCCCACUUUAACCACUUUCCAGUGCACAGUUUUAAAUACAUUCAUAAUAUUGUGCUACCAUCACCAUUUCAUGUAUUUUAAAGCAAAUAUUUAAUUAAUGUGUAAAUGUGUGUAUAUCUACAUUAAUGAUAAUAUACAAAAUUAAACCAUAAUUUGUUUAUGUUGAUGUUUUUCUACAUAUUUACCUUAUUAGUGUGCUGUUGUUUGAUAAUAAUGAUCUCUUUUCAUUUUUAUUAUUUAAUUUUAAUGUAUGGUUAACAUGUAAAAUUAGAUCUCUGAUGUAAGUAUAGAUUAAUUAAUAUUAAUAGAACAAACACUGAUAUAUCC